Homarus americanus (American lobster) is the source of this 3224-nucleotide messenger RNA. Its product is annotated as probable 2-oxoglutarate dehydrogenase E1 component DHKTD1, mitochondrial. Gene Ontology annotation, biological process: tricarboxylic acid cycle. The transcript is spliced from 18 exons. Gene Ontology annotation, molecular function: thiamine pyrophosphate binding; oxoglutarate dehydrogenase (succinyl-transferring) activity. NCBI's taxonomy places the organism in Eukaryota, Metazoa, Arthropoda, Malacostraca, Decapoda, Nephropidae. The record is from RefSeq and is a predicted model, not a curated record. The coding region runs from base 157 to 2955 and encodes 932 amino acids.
UCUAGUUAUGUUCGUUGUAUUUCACUCAACAUUAGCUGUCUCCCCCAGCAAGUGGACAGCCAAGGUGGUGUUGACCUAUAGUAUUAUUAUAGUAUUUAGUGUGUUUUAUAUGAUAUCAUCUUGAAGAAAGGAAAGUUUUCCCCAAAUAACUGGAAAAUGAAUUACUUGUUGCGUCAGUUGAGUGCCGUCAGGCCUCAGGCCCUCCAGCCCCGGCUCCCUAGAACAAACUUACUAACUUGUCCUGGUGCUACACUAUGUCCUGUCAGGGGUUAUAAGUCUCUGAGAGGUGUAUACGGAUAUAAACCAGUUGAACCAAACCCCUUUUCAUUACCAGAGGUUGUCAUUCAGCAGAGAGCAGAAGAGAGCAAUGUUUUCCGUUUCAUCAGUGCUUAUCGAGAGUUUGGGCAUCUCAAAGCUAAUAUUAACCCAUUGGCACCAAAUACAAGACUGGUGCCAGAAUUAGAACCCCAGAAGUAUGGCCUCACCUCAGACAAAACAUAUACUAUUAAAGGUCUCGUGGCUGGAUGUGAGGAGACCUGUACACUAGAGCUGCUACAAGACAUCUUAAAUCAAAAGUAUUGUGGACAUAUUGGUGCUGAAUUUUCAUAUUUGCCAACGGAGGAAGAGAGAGAGUGGUUUGCAACGGCUCUUGAAACUACAUCCAAAGAAGCUUUGACCACAGAAGAACGCAUCAAGCUUGCCAGAGAUAUGUUAAGAUCACAAACUUUCGACAAUUUCUUGGCCACCAAAUUUCAGAGUGUGAAGAGAUAUGGAGGAGAGGGAGCUGAGAGUAUGGUUGGCUUCUUUACUGAGGCAUUUAAAAACAUUGCACAGGAUGGGGUGGAACAAGCAAUGAUAGCCAUAGCUCAUCGUGGCAGGCUUAACCUCCUGACAGGCAUUCUCCAGUAUCCACCAGUUGUCAUGUUCCAGAAGAUGAAAGGCUUGCCAGAAUUUCCCCCAGAGGUCAAGUUCACAGGGGAUGUUCUUUCACAUUUAGUCAAUUCAGUAGACUUAGAGAUGGGGGAACACACUUUGCACGUCACAAUGCUACCAAACCCAUCCCAUCUAGAGGCAGUGAACCCUGUGGGCUGUGGAAAAACACGUGCACGGCAAAGAAGUUUAGGUGAUGGUUGCUUUUCUUCUGAAGCCUCAGCACGGCAGAGUGAUAAAGUUGUUUGCAUCCAGGUCCAUGGAGAUGCUGCAUUGGGAGGACAAGGUAUAAUGCAGGAGACACUAGCACUCUCAGAAGCACCUCAUUUUACCAUUGGGGGAGCCUUGCAUAUAUCCAUCAAUAACCAGGUUGGUUACACAACUCCUGGAGAGCGGACUCGAUCAUCAACUUAUUGUACAGACAUUGCCAAAAUGUGCAGCAUGCCUGUCAUACAUGUGAAUGGAGAUGACCCAGAGGCUGUCGUAAAAGCUGCUCGUUUAGCAGUUCAGUACCAGAGGAAAUUCCGCCGUGAUGUGUUUAUUGACUUAGUUUGUUGGCGGCGUUGGGGACACAAUGAGUUGGAUAACCCUCGAUUUACGAAUCCUUCAAUGUAUGCAAACAUUGAUUCUCGCAGGAGUGUGCCUGAUACAUAUGCUGAUGCUCUGGUGUCAGAAGGUGUGUUAACUCAAGGAGACGUUACAAAAUUUGUGAACGAUCACAUGUCUUUCCUAGCUGAGCAAUAUAAAUUGGCGGAUUCUUAUGUUCCAAAGGCUCCUCAUUUUAAGAAGCAGUGGUCAGGGCUUGUGCAGGCACCAGGAUCCAUUGAGGUCUGGGAUACUGGAAUAGAUGCUGCUUCUCUCAAGUAUUUAGGGGCAAAGUCUGUCCAUGUACCCGAGGGAUUUAAUAUGCACAAGCAUCUCAAGAAAACUCACAUUGACACGCGUCUUCAGAAGCUCACUGAUGGCCGUGGCAUGGAUUGGGCAACUGGUGAAGCACUAGCCAUGGCUUCAUUGUUGCAUCAAGGUUUCAACAUUCGGUUCUGUGGCCAAGAUGUGGGUCGGGGGACGUUCUCACAGCGACAUUGCAUGUUCGUUGACCAAGUCAGUGAUGAGAUGUAUAUACCGCUGAACCACAUGAGUGAAACACAAACCAAUCAUCUGGAGGUUGUCAACAGCAUCCUCUCAGAAGAAGCUGUACUGGGAUUUGAAUAUGGAUUUUCAGUGGAGAGUCCAAAUACACUCUGCAUUUGGGAGGCACAAUUUGGGGACUUCUUCAAUGGUGCCCAAAUUAUUAUUGAUACCUUUUUGUCAUCUGGAGAGAGAAAAUGGCUGACACAGAGUGGCUUAGUAAUGGUCCUACCACAUGGGUAUGAUGGUGCAGGACCAGAACAUUCUUCAUGUCAUAUAGAACGCUUUUUGCAAAAUUGUGACUCAAGUGAGACGUCCCCAGAUGGAGAAGAUGUCAACUGGGGGAUAGUAAACCCUACAACUCCUGCACAGUACUUCCAUUUACUUAGAAGACAGGUUAUGAGGAACUACCGCAAACCCCUUAUCAUUGCUGGUCCCAAGAUGAUUCUUCGUCUGCCAGCUGCAACUUCCAGUCUAGAAGAUAUGGCUCCUGGAACACACUUCCUCCCUGUUCUUGGGGACAAAAGUGUGAGUCCAGACAGUGUGAGGAAAGUGAUUUUUGUGAGUGGGAAACACUACUAUGCUCUUGUGAGUGAAAGAGAAGCUCGAGGUAUCUCAGACACUGCAAUUAUCCGACUUGAGAGUCUUUGUCCAUUCCCAACGAAAGAGAUUAAUGAUGAAUUAAUCAAGUACAAGAAAGCCAAGACAUUAGUUUGGUCUCAAGAGGAGCAUCGUAACAUGGGAGCUUGGACCUUUGUUCAUCCACGAUUUGAAAACUUGUGUUCAACGAAGCUGCUGUAUGCUGGGCGGGAUGUAUCGGGCGUAGCAGCUGUUGGUGUCGGACAGCUACACAAGCAAGAAAUUCAGGCAAUUAUGGACAAAACUUUUAACCAUUGACCAAACUGUAUAUAGUUAAAAAAAAAUGUAAAUCUGCCUCUGAAAUUGUACAAAAUGUAGAGGUUGUAAAAAUCUUAAAUUGUUUUAUGAAAUUCCAGGUGAAGGAAUUAGUAUUGAUGAAUUUUAUGCAUCAUGUAGUAUUGUACUGUAGUAGUUUUACCAAAUGUAAGGGUAAAUUAAAAGAGAGAUAGAGAGAAUUAAAAAUAUAUAUAUAUAUAACUAUUUCAUGUAGAUCCACAAUGAAAACGUGGAUAAGAUAAAUCUUGAUA